Molecule: messenger RNA, 1017 nt
Organism: Capronia epimyces CBS 606.96
Lineage: Eukaryota; Fungi; Ascomycota; Eurotiomycetes; Chaetothyriales; Herpotrichiellaceae
Exons: 1
Coding region: 1-1017 (338 amino acids)
Source: RefSeq, a predicted model, not a curated record
AUGGAUCCGCAAGUCUUCGGCCUCAAAAAUGUUGACAACUCCAUCCAGCAUACAGCCUACCCCCGCCUACGUGCCUUAUCACGCUGUGAUCUGAACUCCUGGUGGAGUGACGAGGCGGUUCAGGAUGAAGAACAGCAGGGCACGUCCACCUUCCACCGCCAGAUCCUUGUCCGCACAGGGACUUCAAAGCAAGGGAGCAUCAGCAAUAAUAGAAAGAAGAGAAUUAGGUCUUAUCAAUCGACUGGGAUUCCCGGAAGCCCAUCGAAGCUCAUUGGCACAAGCAGCGUCCAAAUGCCCUCCCCCAACUUGAAGUCCUCGAGUCAAGGACACGGACGAUGCCCGGUCAGAAGACAGACCUAUACUUACUCUGUCCAUGUUCUGAAGGCAGGCGCUUCGAAGACCGCUCUGCAGCCUAUUCUCGACUUGUCCAACCGCAUCUUCGACACGACGUUGAUGCCACCCACCCAUCACUCGUCGCUAGAUGAAUGGCAUACGCGUCUCUCGUCACAUUCGACCAUUGGAGGCGCGAUCCUGGUCUCUGCUAUCGCUACCACAGACCUAACCCUUCCCUCCCGGGCGUGUAAGGAGACGACGAGGGAUUUCAGCUCUUCCCCGACCAGUGAAAUCGAACCGGUUAAAACCUCAUGGACCACUGACGACUUAACUGCCCCCUCAUCCACUAGUGGACCAGAACCUGUUGGGUUCAUCUUCGCCAUCCCCAAGACAAGCUCCUCCCUUCCGUGUCCGACCCUGCAUAUCUGGCUUGCUGGCGUCGCUGACCAGGCGCGAGGCACAGGCGUUUUUGCCGCCCUGAUGAGCGAGGUCGAGAAGCACGCUCGGGGCGACGGUAUCGGCGUCGACCAGGUCCAGGUGCAGGCCUUGACCGUGUGCACUUUCCCGGCAAGGUUUGGCAGGAUGUUCGCAAUCUUGCAAAAACAAGGGUGGGACGUCAGAGAGCGCAUGGAUGAUGGGAAGGUGCUUAUGAUGAAGGGUCUGGGAGUUGGGACAUGCGUAUAA